UACACACUGUCAACAUGCACACUUCCUCAUAGUGUAGGGCACCAGCAACCUUUUGGAACUGCUAAACAUACAGAGACAAGGAGAGUACGAACAAAAGACUUCAAAGUGAAAUAAAAAUAAAGGAAAUAAAAAAUAUAGGUUGAAAGUAAAGAGGUAAGGAAGGACAGAAUUGAGAGAGAGUGAGAGAAAGUUAUGGGGACUUCAACUUGACAGAAUGGUCCGCUGCCAUUUCCUCUAGCAGUGGUGUCUGCCUGGGUAGAGGUGAACGGAGUAGUUGACCUACAAACCGAACCAAGCAGUGGAUUGUUCUAUCAACCACAAUUUGAGGACACGAUCAGUGGAUAUACCUACAGAUUGAUUCUGAUUGGGCAAGAGAUUGCACCUUGGUGAGUACCGACAAAGAGAGCUAGGAUGGAGGGAGAGAGGCCUCAUAGAAGAAGCUGGAGCUUUUCCUCUUUUUAUCCCAAACGUAAACAGCUAACAGAUGGCCAAGACACUGGAUUUAGACGGAGAGGGCUGCAGUUCUACUCCUCGGUGCGCGAGGCCUCAAGAAACGAGAGGGUUCUAGAGGAGAGGGAGGAGGUUGAUGCUCCUGUGACGGGCGCCUCAGGAGGACCCACCCAUCUGGUCCAGCUGAGGCCGAUGGCUGACCGGUUAAAGAGUGAGCAACCUCAAAGCGCCGCCAAUGGGAAAGAGAAAGACGCCCUGUCAUUUGACCUCAGCACCGUCCAACCCAGCGAGGAUGAGAAGGGUGAGAGAGGUGCCAUCAAGAGGCUAAGCACCAUGUGGUCCUCAUUCCGGGGCAAACACGACAAAGACCGGGUGAUGAAGGAGCCACCCCUUCAGGAGUCUUUGGAGCCAGCUCCUGUGGACACCCCAGCCAAGGAGCAGCGCUACAUGAGUGGGCAGUACUUCUUUGAGUACUUGGUUGUGGUCAGCCUCAAGAAAUCCAAAGAGGGGGCCUACGAGCCACAGAUCACCUACCAGUUCCCCAAAAGGGAUGGGAUGGUGAGAUUCCAAAGAGAGGAGGAGGAAAAGACCCUGAAGGCUAUCACACUCUUCUGUUUCCCUGAGGGCAUCAACUGGGCCCCCCUAACAGAGUACCACAGUGAGACAUUCUCAUUUGUCUUGACUGAGAUCGACGGCAGCAGAAGGAACGGAUACUGUAGGAGGCUACUGCCCCAUGGCAACGGCGCUCGCCCACCUGAGGCCUACUGCAUCAUUAGCAGGUUGGCUUGUUUCGGACUGUUCUCCAAGAUCUUUGACGAGGUGGAGAAGCGGCGCCAGAUCUCCAUGGCGAUGAUCUACCCGUUCAUGCAAAGCCUGAGGGAGGCGGCGUUCCCCGCCCCAGGCAACACAGUCAAGAUCAAGAGCUUCAUCCCCGACAAAGGCACUGAGAUCAUCAGUCUGACGCGGCCGUUGGACUCAUGGCUAGAGCAUGUGGACUUCCGCACACUCUUUCGCUGCUUGACGGACGAGGAGGUUCUGCUCGUGUUCGCUGCCGCCGUUAUGGAGCGACGCAUCGUCUUCAUAGCAGAGGAGCUCAGCACCCUGUCCCAGGUGAUCCACGCCGUGGUCGCCCUGCUCUACCCCUUCACCUGGCAGCACACCUUCAUCUCCAUCGUCCCCGAGAUCCUCAUUGACGUGGUCAUGGCCCCCACCCCCUACCUGCUGGGAGUACAGAAGCGGCUCCUGGAACAGGUCACGGACCAGAGCGACCUGCUUGUUGUGGACUUGUCAGAGGAUAAGGGGGACACUUUCCUAGUUCAAAGCGGAGAUGAGAAGUAUAUUCUGCCCCCUAAGCUCCAAGAUGAAAUACUGCAGGCACUAAGAAAUAGGAAAGAAAAAGCCACUGUGGAGGAGCUGAACACGGUGGUCUCGGAAGCCUUCCUGCCCUUCUUCGUGAAGACUGUCGGCCAUUUUGCCUCAUACGUGACGCGGAAAGGAAACGGGCAGCCGGGGGUGUUUCAGAGCAGGGCCUUCUACAAGGCUAUCGAGUCCAAGACCACGCGGCACUUUGUCAAGAAGUUCCUCCAGACCCAAAUGUUUGACCUGUUUAUCCAAGAGUUGGAGCAGCAGCAGCCAGCGAGCCUCCAGCAAGGAAUUUUCCACAGAAAGAUUGUUGAAUACCAGGAAAAGAAGAAAAGAGAGAAGGCAAAGAAGAGAUAGCCUCGUUUACAGUGUAUUCACAAGAUACUAUGGUUGUGUAUAUAAGGGAUUUACUGUAGAUGUGAUAAAAUAGAUUUGAGAUGUAAAUAUUGGAAUUGAAUAAUUUGUAUUUAUAGUUUUUAAUGUGUUGGGGUAACAGUGGGUAUUUUAUGUGUUGCUACUGUAUAUGAUAGAUGGUUGACAAGACCACUGGUUAGAAUGAGUGUUGGAUUCAAAAAUGUGUCACCAUCUGAACUUGCUAUGAUUAAGCAGAAAAAAAUUCUAAUAAAGACUUUGAAUCUUUUUAUGUGAA
This is a messenger RNA of Salmo salar (Atlantic salmon), 2461 nucleotides long. RefSeq names its product DENN domain-containing protein 2D. Gene Ontology annotation, cellular component: cytosol; nucleoplasm. The record is from RefSeq and is a predicted model, not a curated record. NCBI's taxonomy places the organism in Eukaryota, Metazoa, Chordata, Actinopteri, Salmoniformes, Salmonidae.